GGUAGCAUGCUACUCUUUCUUCUUUCAAUCCUAUAUUGGAAAGCAACAUGUGAGGUUUUUAGCUCUUAUGAGGACCUUAGAAACAUCAAUAAGAUAGAGGAUCAUUUGGUGACAUUGCUCUCUGAAUACAUUCACAAUGAAAGAGAACGACUCGACACUUUGGAAAGGUUUAAUCAGUAUGUUGAGAAUGGUAAAGACUACACGGAUCCUGGUGACAAUUACAUCAGCUAUCCUACCAAUCAGUUUAAUGUAAUACACAGAUUCGUUGCAGAUUGGAAUAACCUAGAAGACUGGACAAAGAGUAGAAACGAAGACCUAUCUUCAGCAUUUAGAACAUACAAACAAUUCUUUCCUAGGCAGGAGGAUGUCGAUGGAGCAAUAAAGGCUAUACACCGUCUUCAGGAUAUUUACAAAAUUAAAGCAAGUCACUUCUCUAGAGGGGACCCUUUAGUUCCUGAAGAGGGUUCUGGCAGGGGAGAACCUUUCAACGAACAAGCUCUUCUGUUAUUUGUAAAAACUGCUUAUGAAAGUGAACAGUGGCUUAAGUGUGCAGGUUGGGCACAGCAAGCAUAUUACCAAAUACAAACCCUUAAGAAAUAUGAUCCCCCCACUUCAACAAUAUGGUUUGAAAUUGCAGACUAUUUCUCAUAUUGUCUAUACAAGGCUGGAGAAAUACAGCAUGCCAUCGAGGUAACAGCUGAAAUUUUAGUUCACUACCCUCAUAACAAACGCAUUUUGGGAAACUUGGAACACUUUAAUAUCAUCAGGAAAGAAAGACAUGUUAAAGAUAAAUCUAAAAGCAAGAGAAGUGUUAUUUCUGAACCUUUAGUGAAUCUUGGUGAAGUAAAAGAAGAGGAAGUGAAUGUGACAUUUAUUCCUAAAUUAUAUCCUGGAGCAGACGAGACAGUCUUGACAUGGGAGGAUAUUGAGAAUGACAUACAGGACAAAUUCAACACAAAUCGAGUAAGAAGGAUGAAGGUAUAUAGAAAAAUGUGUAAAGAAAAUCCACCUCUUACUCCAAAGAUGAAGAAACAGGUAGACAGACUCACAUGUUAUUACAAGCAGAAUACACCUAGGAGCUAUUUAAAACCAAUUAAGGUUGAAGUUGCAUGGCCGUCUCCCCGUAUUUUACUAUUUCAUGACAUUAUUAAUGAUGAAGAAUCAGACAUCCUGAUAGGCCUUGCUCAACCCCUCCUGCGACGAGCUACUGUCCAUAACAAGAGUACAGGAAAAUUAGAAAGUGCUGAGUACAGAGUGAGUAAGACAGCUUGGUUAUACGAUAACUUAGCUGAAGACAAGGAACAGAUUGUUCGCAGGGUUAAUCGCAGAAUGGAAGAUGCAACUGAACUGAGUCAUGAGUAUGCUGAAGAUCAGCAGGUCAAUAACUAUGGUAUGGGGGGUCAAUAUGAACCACACUACGAUAUGAAUACUCUCUACGAUCAGAAAGUUCAAAAGCGUAGACCAACUGUGUCAGGUAAUCGCAUAGCCACCAUGUUGGUGUACUUACGUGAACCAGAUGCAGGAGGUGCUACAAUAUUUACAGACAGUGGUGCCAGGUUAGUUGCUAAAAAGAAUUCAGCAGCAUUUUGGUACAAUAUUUUACCAAACGGUGAUCCAGACCUGAUCACCCGGCAUGCUGGUUGUCCUGUUUUAGCCGGUACGAAGUGGGUCAUGAACAAGUGGUUCCACCAUAACGAUCAGAUCUUCACUCGCCCUUGUGAUGUACAGCAAUUCAAACGAGAAAAAGAAUCAAAGCUAUACAACGGGAAGUAUACUAUUUGAUUAAUUUGUAUGGAAAUCUUACGGAAAACAGAAAAUAGUGUUUAAGUUUUUGAAUGUAUAGUUGCAAGCUGUAGUACUAGGUCGAUUGUAAAUAUCAGACAAAGGCCAAAGCAUGUUGUUAUGAUAAUAAAAUAUUAAAUAUUGAAGCAGUGCAGCACUUAUUUUGGUGAUCAUUUGUACUCAGUUGUUACAAUACGUAAUUGUUAAAAUACAGCCUUUGCUACCCAAAUAGCACAUUUCAUUCUAUUUCAGAUUGAAAUACCGUUUAUUUAUUUUUAUUUAAAGAUGCAAUGGAGAUAUUUUCUAAUGUUAUUUGAUGUUCCACUGUGUUUGAUAUUGAUAUGGUAAUUGGUACACUACACUUAACCUAAAUAAAAAAUCUGUUAAUAAAGUGAGACAGGAUAAUGGUUGAGCGACUUCUAAGUUCUAAGAGUAUCGAGAUGCAAAUUUUGCCAUUUGUAUUGAUUGUUUUAAUUUAAUAAAUAAGUUGGUUCACUGGGAGCCAGAAACAUAAAGUUACACAACAAUUGCAUGUUAAAUAUCGAAUUAAAUUAUUUUCUUAAUUAUUUUUUCACAAUAUCUAACGAUAUUUGAAGCUACAAUGUAUAGAUGGAUUAACCUUAAUGAUCAUGAUUAAAUUUGACCCGGGGACCUUGGCCUGAUAGGUGCAUGUUUUAGAUUUAUAAAUUAUUCUUUUGAUUAGCGUAUGUUAUAAUAUUGGGAUUAGAAUUACAAUUUUGUUUUAUCAAUCUUUUUUGAAUUAUUAGCUUUUUAGGGUUUUUAGAAUGUUUUGCUGUCUAACAGCUAUUUCAAUUUUGAAAAUAAUUAUUAAUCUGUAUAUAAAUAUUUUUCUUUUUCAUUAAAAUCGAUCCUGAAGGGUUUGACAGUAUAGCUUAUCUUUUAACCAAUAAAUUCAUGAACUUGUUUUUUUGUUAGUUUGUUGGUUUUCAGUAUUUAACCCUUUAAUUUCAUAUCGUUCCUGCAUAUUGUUGGUCUUUUGAUAAAAAUAGAUGCUUUUAGUUUUUCAAGAUUAUAAAUUAUCAAUCUCUUAUUUC
Molecule: messenger RNA, 2837 nt
Organism: Bolinopsis microptera
Lineage: Eukaryota; Metazoa; Ctenophora; Tentaculata; Lobata; Bolinopsidae
Product: prolyl 4-hydroxylase subunit alpha-1-like
Exons: 1
Coding region: 7-1782 (591 amino acids)
Biological process (GO): peptidyl-proline hydroxylation to 4-hydroxy-L-proline
Cellular component (GO): endoplasmic reticulum
Molecular function (GO): protein binding; L-ascorbic acid binding; iron ion binding
Source: RefSeq, a predicted model, not a curated record